UCUGUUGCAAAUAAUAUGAGAUUAUUAGAACGUUUAAUAUGGUAUUGUGAAAUAUGUAGAAGAUUAAAAAAACUUCAGGUUUUCUUUAAGAUAUCCGUCUGUGAUGACUACAGCCUGCCAAUCGAUUUUGUAAAAAAACGACCGUCCAGUUUUGAUCCAUGCUUGGCCGAAACAUUACCAGAUAAUUGGGCAGUUAUAGCACCGAGUCCUUUAUCAGAACAUGUAUCAUUUUUAGAUCCGCCAGUGCCAGCAUUUAAACAUCCUCCAAUUACUUUAAUACAACAUCAACAAUAUCAUCAACAGCAACAUAUACAGCAGCAGCAACAACAACAACAUCAUCAUCAACAACAACAACAGCAACAACAACAAUAUAUUCAACAGCAACAACAAAAAUCUCAUAUAAUACAAUUAUCUCAACCUCAAUAUACAAACGUUAAACUUAUUGAAGGAUAUUCAGAUCCAAAAGAUUCUAGAACACAACCAAGAACAAAUCGAAGAUCUCGUAAGGAUACAACAACAAUAAAUAGAAAUAAUUAUAAUUCAGAUUCAUCGGCACCAAAAUCUUCAGCAGAUGAUGAUGAUAAUAAAACGAAUGACAAUCAAUUAGGAUCUAGAAAAGUUCCAGAACUUAAUUCACCAGAUAGUAUAUCAGAAGAUUUAGUACAUCCUUUGCAACCAUAUAAAAGUCCAAAACGUUUAACUGGAAUACCAGAAGUUCAUAAACGUAAUCCUUCACCAUAUUAUUAUUCUGAUCUUUUAAAAUCUAAAGAAAAGGAAGAAACUAAAGAAGAGAAAACAAAGUGUCGUCAAUCAACAGCUUCAGAACCACCGCAAACCGCACAAACUGAAACACAAACACCAUAUCGUAAAAGCACAAGUUUAGAUGUUCCUGAAACUAAUGAAUCAGUUAAUUCCAAUGAAUGUGUAAUAUCUUCAGAGACAAAUAAACAAGAACAAAGACAACAUUGUCAAGAACAACAAAAACAACAACAUCAACAACAAAAAACAUCUACGGCAACAAAACAAAAAAGACUACAUAAAACAUUGCCAACACCUGAAAAUCAUUCUCGAAGAUAUUCAAUAACCGAAGACGGUGUUCGUAUUAUAAGAUGCACAUCACCAUCCACAACAACAUCAGAUGAUUCAGAUUGUAGUGAAUGUCAACAAAGACGUGAAUGGCAUGCUAAAGCUUUAGCUUUAGUUCGCAAAACUUGUAAUGUACAUGCUAAUCAACCUUUACAAGUAGGUGGUUUUAUUGAAUCAAGUGGAAACGGUGUUGAUUUACAAUCGGUAAAUAUAUUAGGAAAUUGUGGUGCUAGUGGUGAUCCUUGUGAUCCAUCAAUGCCUCCACAUAGAAUACUAGGUCCAACAGUAUGUGCAUGUACUGCACCAGCUACUUUAAACGAUGACAUGGAUGAAUAUUUUCGUCCAAGAAGCGUGUUUUAUGUUCAUCCGCAGGGUGUUCACGAAUGCGCAGAUUGUAUUCCAGGUCCCGGAUCUGCCGGUACAACCGGUAGUGGUCGAUCAAACAUAAUUAAUCAAAAUAAUACAACAAAUGUAACCCCUAUUGCAACUUUAUCAAGCGAUAAAUCCAAUAAAUCUAAUAGAUCAAUCCGAUCUAGAUCAAGUGGACGAGAACAACAUACAAACGAAGAAGACAACAUGUCAAGUGGUGGUACAGGUACUGGUGGUAGCGGUCGUACUAGACAAAUAUAUGAAACGGCAUUCGAUUGUAAAGUGCCAAAAUCUGAUGAUGAUUUAGAUGAGGUUGUGGAACGUUUAACUAGUCAUAAUGCCCUUUUAGAAAUAGAAAACGGUAAUAAUUUGAAAACAAAACCACCACUUGAAUUAAAGAGUAAAUCUUUAAAGACUAGUAAAUCAAAUAAAUUACGAUAUGAAGGUAAACGUCAAAAAAAUACUAAAAAUCAGCAAAUUCAACAAGACAAUGGCAGUAAUAAAAAUGCUAUUGGUAGUAUUCAAACACUAUCAAACGAAUUAGAAAAUAUUCAUAUUGAUAAUAACAGUGUUGAUCAACUGAACAAUACAACAAACGAAGCAACAGCAACUACAUCAGUUUCACAGUUACCUACACGUGGUUAUACACCAUCACCGCCUUCAACAGCUCCAUUACCCGUUAAAUUUCCUGGAAAACAUGAUCGUUUUUUUAUGAAUAGUAUAAAAAGUGCUCCAAGUUUACCAUCUUCAAAUCCGGCCCAUCCAAGACUUAGAGAUUUACGUCUUCCAAUAAAAUCGUUACGUCAACAGCAAUUAGGUUUAUCUGCAAGUGUUGAAGAUUCUGCUGGAACGGCACAAUCUGAUUCCGUAAAUAAUUUGUUAACUGGUAGUAAUGCCAGUAGUCUUUUAGAUUCGGGAACUGGGCAAAUGGUCGUAACAGAAUCUUCUACCCAUUCAUCAAUGUCUAGAACUCGAGACAGGCCUCGUUCUAUUGUUGUAUUAGAGUCUGGACGAGUACUAGAACUAAGAACAGGUAGUGCUCAUAAAACAAUGAAUAGUAAUGGAGGGCAUCAUCACCAUAACCAUCACCACGGUGUUACCAUACAUAAUACGAAAACAGAAGUAAAUAUUCAAAAAAAUCCAAAUAUAACACAACACCAACCACACAUAAAUAAAACAACAACAAUAAAUUAUUCUUCAACAGAAAGUAUGGCAACAUCAAGUAGUGGUGGUAGUAUGGAAUCUUUACGUUCAAGUACAAGUGAAGGGAAUCGUAGCACUACCAGCUCAGAGUCAAGGCAUUCAACAUCGUUGAGUUCACAUAGCUCUGAGUCGGGUACUAGUGUAGCGUUUCCUUUAAGAGCUCCAAUACUAUUACAUUCAAAAUUGCAUAUCCUAAGUCCAAUAUCGGACAAAUCUUCAUUGGAACCGGCUUCUGAUGCUUCAGAAUUUAAUAAAAAACAAACGCCACCAGGUGGUUUAAAUAAUGGAGAAGAUGGCACUAAAAUUGGGCAACUAAGUAAUAUACAAGAACAAGAACAAAAAACGUGUGAUAAUACAAAUACAAACGAUAGAAAUGGCAGUAAUAAUAUAAAUAAUGUUGGUAGUGGCGGCGGUGGUGGUGGCGGUUGUCCUAGUAUACAAAAACAAGUUAAAAAACGAAUACCACAAAAUAAAGCACUUUUAAUGUUAACUGAUGAAAUAUUAGGAUCGGAUAGUGGAAUAUCAUUACAUUCUAGAGAAGAUAAUAAAAUUCAAAGUGCUUUUCAUCGUUUUGGUUUACCAAAAUUAAAUUUUUCUGCUUCGGAAAAAUUACCAGAUUCUGGAGUUAAUUCUGUUAGUAUAGGUUUACCACAAGAUUUACGUGAUCUUCCAUUUGAUAUGCCAAAAUUGAGACGAAGAAAAAUUAUUCUACAACAGGAUGUUUGUACUUCUGGUAGUGCAACUUCUGUUGAUUUAGGAGAUCUUCCAUUUGAUAUGCCAAAAUUAAGAAGGCGCUUAAGAAUGAACAGCCAACAGCAACAACAAAUAAAUAAUUUAAUAGUUCAAAGUACCGAAUCUAGCGGUAUAUCACAAGCAUCAUCAAGUCAUUCUGUUGAUCAAAAACCAGGCUUAGAAGGAAAUCUAUUUCGUCAAAAUUUAACAUUAAAUUUUAAUGAAAUUAAAUCAGCAAAUAAUCAUAAAUUUGGUAGUCUCGAUCUAAGAGGUGCACCUAAUUUAAAAGGAUUAAAUUUAAAUUUAAGCUCAUCUGGUAUAGGAUAUCAAUCAGCUGUUGAUCUAAUUGAUGUUACCAUACCUUUAGAAAGACAAGGAUGGUACCAUGGAGCAAUAACAAGACUUGAAGCUGAAUCAACAUUAAGACCUUUAAGUGAAGGAAGUUUUUUAGUAAGAAAUUGUGAAUCAACUAAACAGGAUUAUUCAUUAUCUUUAAAGGGAGCUAAAGGUUUUAUGCAUAUGCGAAUACAACGUAAUGAAGCAAAUCAAUAUAUUUUGGGUCAAUUUAGUCGACCAUUUGAUUCAGUACCAGAAAUGAUAAGACAUUUUUGUAUAAAUCGUUUACCAGUACGUGGUGCUGAGCAUAUGUGUCUUUUGGAUCCAGUUAUUGUGCAAUUACUUUAAAAUUAAAAUUUAUAUUAAAAUGAAAGUAUAUAAAAAUAAAAUAAUAUACCAAAAGGAAAAAACAGCAAUUUAAAAAUACACAUAUUAUUAUAAUGAUAAUAAAUUAAAUUUGUUAUACAUUAUACAUAUAAUAAUAUUAUAUAUAUAUAUAUACAUUUAUACAUGUACUAUAAUAUUGAAAAUUUCAUUGUUAAAUUUUUUUUCUUUUCAUAGUUUUUCUUCCUUUUUUUU
Messenger RNA from Condylostylus longicornis, 4305 nucleotides. Its product is annotated as hybrid signal transduction histidine kinase A-like. The transcript is spliced from 8 exons. Gene Ontology annotation, molecular function: phosphotyrosine residue binding. NCBI's taxonomy places the organism in Eukaryota, Metazoa, Arthropoda, Insecta, Diptera, Dolichopodidae. The record is from RefSeq and is a predicted model, not a curated record. The coding region runs from base 16 to 4074 and encodes 1352 amino acids.